AUGGCGCGCACCUUACCAUGGACGGUGGACCAUCUUCCGCCAGCAAAGAAAGCACGAGUGAUCCCCGCGCCUCGUAUCAAGCGCGAGCGGGCGUCCUCACCAACCCGCAGCGAAAGGUCGGCCGACAAUGUAGCUGACCUGGAUAGUCCCUCAAAGGCAACUGCUUCGACGACGGGCCGAAGUCGGAGAACACCUUCAUCCUCUCCUAUUCGAGGGCCUCCAACCACAGAGCUCAUGCGAGAGGGGUACGAUGGCGACGACAUCUAUAUCAUGGUGGAGGACGAGUUUCAAACGGUAGCACAGGCAUAUACCGCACAUCUCCAUCAUGCUGAGUACAAGAGACUCGUCAAGCAAGCACGAGAAGCAGCCCCCAAAGCUCUUCCUGAACCUACAUCGCGCAUGGCCGAGAAAACAAAGAGACGGCUCAGAUCCGCCGCCUUGCACAACAAGCAGAAGGAGACUUUGCGACGAGUCGCCGGAAAUUCGACUCUCGAAGAUGAUGAAGAUGAAGACAAGAUCACCGACUUGUGGUCUGGCACCAGUCUCGCUCCGCUGAUGGCGAGGAGCGGCCAGCAGAAGAUGUCUCUUGUUGGCUUGGAGGGAAUCUCGAGCACUACAAAGGCCGGCAUGGGCCUCGCCAGAAGUCAGAGCCACAGAAAAAACAUCAGAGACGCGGAAGAAGAUGGCCAUGACCAAGUCAAUAUUGCGCAAAACUCAUCCUUAAAACGAGACAAUGUCGACCGGCUCUCGACCUCCCGUGUAAUCGGAAACAAGGCAUCUCUACAUAACGGUCUGCGGAGCACGUGGACAUCCCGAGCUUCCAACAGCAGUGUCCUAGACCGCAGACAGUCUCCAGUGCACAGCAGACCCGAAGAGCGGCCUAAGAAGCACAGAUUCGUUGUAGACCUCGAUGAUUCUUGCCCGGCUGCAACCGUGAGUGGAUCUCAAAAUGAUGGACGCAAGUCGAGAGCAACACCACAAUCAGCUGGCAAACCCUUGUCGAAAGGGAUGACAGAUAAGGUAAAGGACAAGAAAUCGCGACUCGAGGAAGUGCCAAUGUUCAUCAUUUAG
Messenger RNA from Cladophialophora bantiana CBS 173.52, 1071 nucleotides. RefSeq lists its product as uncharacterized. The transcript has 3 exons. Lineage: Eukaryota; Fungi; Ascomycota; Eurotiomycetes; Chaetothyriales; Herpotrichiellaceae. The record is from RefSeq and is a predicted model, not a curated record. The coding region runs from base 1 to 1071 and encodes 356 amino acids.